Molecule: messenger RNA, 852 nt
Organism: Adineta steineri
Lineage: Eukaryota; Metazoa; Rotifera; Eurotatoria; Adinetida; Adinetidae
Source: the annotation of a GenBank genome assembly
AUGUGUUCUCUUCCAUAUACAUUUACCGACAAUACUCUAUUUAAUACAAUCGAUCUCAUCGAUGUAUUAUUCAACAACAUCGAACAAGAGAAACAAAUACAAAAUAGUUUAUCUAUAGCACUUGCACCUCUAUGGUAUGGUGCAAUAUGGUUGUUUAUCUUGUUCACUAAAGAUCAAAAAAUACCAAUUUCUUUUCUUCAUGCACUUCAAUGUCCAUACAGUCAAGAUAAAGUAUUGGUAAUAUCAUGCGAAAGAGGAAUAUUACCAGACAAUAUACAUGAUCACCUACAGUUGACACAUUUCAGUACACUACAAUUGAAUAGUUCCUUUUACUUCAACAGUUCUUAUGAUUUUACACAAUCAGUUGCUUGGUUUCGUUUAUUACCAAAUGUAAAAUGUCUUUACGUCAACUCAACUGAACUAAAACAUUGGUUUACAAGUGAUGAUAACAGACAACAAUUUUUGAACACUUUUCUUGGACGUCUUGAUCGAUUAUAUAUUGAUUGUGAACCACUUAUCAACAUGAAUCAAAAUGAAGAAAUUAUACUACCACUUCUAUCAUUCAUUAUUAAUAAGCAACGUUUUCCUAAUUUGAAGUAUUUACGUUUUAUUAAUUGCAAAUAUAUCUCAUCGUCAUGGGUCAAUAUUAAUAAAUGGAUUGAAUUCAUUUUUAUUCAUAUUAAUCAACAUCAACUUCAAUGUUUACGUUUUGAUUUUAUUGAAAAAGAAGAAAAAAUACCUGAUGUUAAGACUAUUGAUGAAAUAAUAAACAUAACUGAAUCUUUAUGUAUUAUCGAUAUCCAACGAUUUAUAUCGGAAGAUUAUAUUUCAUAUUGGAUAGAAAGAAAAUAA